CGUCGGUGGUCGGUGCAACGGCGAUGCCCCCAGGAAGGAGAAGAACUUACCAGCCAUCUCCUCCUCUCUGCAAACCUCCCUCCCGGAGCGCUCCUUUUCCCUCUUCUCUGAUCCCGAGCUUCACAUCAACAUGCGCCUCGGCGGCUACCUCGACCGCCGCACCACGCUCGCCAACCCCGCCAACCAGCCCACGCCCCGUGUCUGGAUCCGCGAGCUCGGGUUCGUGUGGCAAGCACCGGUCGCAGGCGAGGAGAGCACAGGGAAGGGGCGCAAGGACAGGCCAGUGCACACAAUGCGAUUUGUGUCGCGCCGCGGACCGCAAGAGGCGCGAGGGGAGGGCUAUUUGGCCGCCCUUGAAGUUGACGGGACACUUGUUCCCAGGCUCAUGCUAGGCGACGAGCUAUCGCUCUUCGACGGCCAGGCCACGGUCACCAUGGACGCGCACGAGAAGUCGGGCCCGGGCAGUGCUGAUGUGGACAAGUACACGAUACGCAUCGAGGGCCUUCUGGAAGCGGAGAUCCGCGUGCGCGCCGCGCACCCGCUGCUGCAGCGCGACGGCGACGCGAUGGUUCAUCUUAACCUCGAGCUGGAGCAGGUGCACUAUUCCAUGGACGUGCAUGGCGUCCUAGGACAAAUGUAUCGCGAUGAGGCUAUGGAGGAGGGGACUAACCUAGACUACUCGGUGAUAUCCGCUCUUUUGACGGACACCGUUCGCGCUGAAAAGGCCGCAGACGAGAACUCGACCUCGGAUCAGAAGCAGCAGCAGCAAGGAUCCGAGGAAUCCAGGCAGACAGAGGGAUCGAAUUCGUUUCUGGAUCUGGGCAAGUCUGACGUGGAGGAUGAGGGAGAAGGUUCCAACAACGGUGGAGACCGUGCUGCGGUUUUGGACAAAAUUAGGGGAGCCCUGCGCACAUCUGCUUGA
Molecule: messenger RNA, 922 nt
Organism: Closterium sp. Naga37s-1
Lineage: Eukaryota; Viridiplantae; Streptophyta; Zygnematophyceae; Desmidiales; Closteriaceae
Source: the annotation of a GenBank genome assembly